UUCUUAAGUAGUGUCCAUUUAAAUAGUGUAAGAGCGAACUUAACUUUGCGCACGACGAUACCAAAGUCUCAAACACAUCAACCAUCCUAGGAGAAGAGUGCAGAGAAAUGGCUUCUCCUCCUACUACUUGUAUCCAUGUUGUUUUGUUUCCUUUCAUGUCCAAAGGCCACACAAUUCCUAUCUUUGACCUUGCCCGCCUUCUUCUCAAUCGCAACAUUUCUAUCACCAUCUUCACUACACCUGUAAAUCGUCCUUUCUUCUCCAAAUCCCUUUCGGACACCAACAUUAAUAUCAUCGAAAUCCCAUUUCCUGAAAACAUCGAAGGAAUUCCACCAGGUGUCGAAAGUACUGAUAAACUCCCAUCAAUGUCCCUUUUUCCACUCUUUGCCAACGCCACCACGUUAAUGCAACCCCAUUUCGAACUAGCCUUAGAGUCUCUUCUACCAGUUAGUUUUAUGAUCACUGAUGGCUUUCUUGGCUGGACUUUAGACUCUGCAAACAAAUUUGGGAUACCCAGACUCGUAUCUAACGGCAUGAGCUCAUUUUCAUCAGCUUUGUCGCGUUCAUUUAUGCCAAUUCUUCAGACACAAUUGUCGGAUGAUGAGCUGUUUGAAGUUCCUGAUUUCCCGUGGAUUAAACUGACUAGGAAUGACUUUGAUUUACACUUCAGAGACCCUGAGCCAAAGGGUCCCUUUUUCGAUUUUACCAUGAGGUUAGUCAUAUCGACUUCUAAAAGCUAUGGUCUACUUGUUAACAGCUUUUACGAGCUCGAAUCUGUUUAUGUAGACCACUGUAACCGCAUCUCUACUCCUAAAUUAUGGUGCGUUGGACCAUUUUGUGCGGUUUACGAGCCGCCAAAAGAACAACAGGAAAGGUUAGAGAAACCUUCCUACAUCAAAUGGCUUGACGAUAUGCUAGAACAGGGGAAAUCAGUUUUGUACGUGGCAUUCGGGACCCAAGCAGAGAUAUCUCCUGAACAAUACAAGGAAAUUACAAUGGGGUUGGAGAAAUCUGAAGUUAACUUUUUGUGGGUAGUCAGGAAAAGUAUAGAUGAUGUCAAUGAGGGGUUCGAAAACAGAGUGAAAACCAGGGGACUAGUGGUGACAGAGUGGGUUGAUCAAAGAGAAAUCUUGAACCACGGGAGCGUUCAAGUUUUUCUAAGCCACUGUGGUUGGAAUUCAGUGAUAGAGAGCAUAUGUGCAAAGGUGCCAAUAGUGGCAUGGCCAAUGAUGGCAGAGCAACACCUAAAUGCAAGAAUGGUGGUGGAGGAAAUCAAGAUUGGGCUAAGAGUUGAGACGUGUGAUGGAUCAGUGAGAGGGUUCGUCAAGUGUGAAGGUUUGGAAAAACCGAUAAGGGAGUUGAUGGAAGGAGAGAAAGGUAAAGAGGCAAGGAAGAAAGUGGAGGAGAUUGGAGAAGCGGCCAUUAAUGCAGUCAAAGAAGGUGGAUCAUCAUGGAAAAUGUUAAAUGAGCUUAUUCAUGAAUUAACUGCAACAAGACAGGUUUAACUUUUGAGAGUAGCAUUUUUCUUGUGGGAGUACUGAGUAGGAUAGCUUUUGUUUAGAAAUAUAUAUUUACGUAGGGGUGGGCAUAAACACCGAAAAUAGAAAAAUCGGACCGAACCGAAUUAAUUCGGUUUCAGUUUUUUUUUUAAUAACAAAUUCGAUGUUCGGUUUGGAA
This is a messenger RNA of Lycium barbarum (goji berry), 1677 nucleotides long. Its product is annotated as UDP-glycosyltransferase 90A1-like. Gene Ontology annotation, molecular function: UDP-glycosyltransferase activity. Lineage: Eukaryota; Viridiplantae; Streptophyta; Magnoliopsida; Solanales; Solanaceae. The transcript has a single exon. The record is from RefSeq and is a predicted model, not a curated record. Bases 108 to 1505 code for a protein of 465 amino acids.